AUGUAAACAAAUGUUAGCAAACCUGUUGAAAUCUCUUAUCAAUCUUAAAUCAUCUGUAAUUCAUCCCAUCUAUAUUAGAACCUACUUUAAAGUCGUAGCAGCCACCCAACACUUAGAUACAAAAAUAGGCAUUAUAAUCGAUCCCUUUGGUUCCAUUGAGAUAAGCCCACAAAUCCAUGACCACAAUUAGACCCUCCAUAUUUAAAUCCAGAGUGGAGGAGUCAACUUCGUUUAAUAAGUAUUAUAUAAACUAUGAACUCAGAGAUGCCUCAUCCCUGAUAGCUAAACUUGAUUCGUUACGCGAAAUUAAAACUUAAGAGAGUCCUUUCAGACAUCACAAAACAACCUACAUUCAACCUCAAUCUAGCGUUGUCUUGGAAUUCAAAAACGCUGCUCCAAAAACUGUUCAAUUGUAAUCAAGUGUCUUCGCAAGUUGCGUUGAACCUUUCCGUUCUUCUAAAAGCAUCGCAAGCUCGAGUGUCUCAAACAGUUAAUAAUGGAGUAAAACUGUGCCUCCCCAAAAAAAUUAUGAAGCACUCAUCGAAACUCUGAUGAAAGAACAAGACACUGUGGUUGAACAAUAUGGUGAGAAAUUAACGAGGUUGGAAUAAAAAGUGGUUGUCCUCUCUCAAGAAAACACUAAUCUUAUGGAAUAAAAUAAAUUACUUUUGACUUAAAACAUUGAAUUAAAUGAAGAAAUUACAUAAUGGAAAAAUUAAGUAAAACAGUAUCUUCAAUAAUCGUAAAUUAAUUCCAAAUUCCAAAAUGAUAUCGAAAUCUUAGAAAAACAACUUGAAUACAAACAAGAUGAACUCAACUAAACCAUCUCAAACCUGGAAUAAAUCAAAAACAUCAAUCAAUCAUUCGAACUCACAAUCAAAGAAUAACAAGACCAAAUCAAUUCCAUACUCUAACAAUAACUUAAAGAAAAUGAAGCCUAUAACUCAAAAAUUAUUGCCCAAAAAUAAAAUAUCCAAGAAUUAGAAUCUAAAGUAAAUCAAUUUUUGAAAAAUGAAUCUUCAUCAUAAACCUUAAUCAGAGAUUUACAGAAUAAACUCAGAUUAUUAGAACAAACCAAUGAGAGAUCGAAAGUCCUCAAUUAACAAUCUCCUUCCAAAGUAUAAUUACAUUCUACAUAGAUUAAUGUUAAAGAUUAAUAUGAAUAUAAACAAUUACUCUUGGAAUUGGAUAGCAAAUCCAUGACCAUUACAGAAAAAGAAACCUAAGUAGAAGCAUUGAAAAUCAAGAACACCAUGCUCUAACAAUAGCUAAUAUAAUUACAAGCAUGCCAAUUGGGUAUCAGAGAUUAUGAAUCUGGACUUAAGUAAAAGCAACAAGAAAUCAAUGAACUAUAAUUAGCUUUAUAAAGAAAAAAUUAAGAAUGUGACACUCUUUCUUAAAAUCAACAUAGCAUAAUCAAUAAUAAAUAUGAAGAAUAUGAAAAUAUCAUAAAUGAAUUGUAAACAGCUUUGCAAAAUAAAAAUGAUGAACUCGAAAAAGUUACCGUUCAAUUAAAAACAGUCAAAAAGGAAAAAGCCAAACUAUCUAUGAAUUUAAUUACUGCUGGAAUGGCAAAUCUAGUCAUGGUAUCCUAAACUUCUACCUGAGGUAUGAGUCUCCCUGAUAAUCAUUUAUAUCAAAC
Messenger RNA from Paramecium octaurelia, 1642 nucleotides. NCBI's taxonomy places the organism in Eukaryota, Ciliophora, Oligohymenophorea, Peniculida, Parameciidae. The record is from the annotation of a GenBank genome assembly.